Molecule: messenger RNA, 966 nt
Organism: Closterium sp. Naga37s-1
Lineage: Eukaryota; Viridiplantae; Streptophyta; Zygnematophyceae; Desmidiales; Closteriaceae
Source: the annotation of a GenBank genome assembly
AUGCAGCACUGCGAGCUCCAGCUCGUCACCCAAGCGGGAGAAGGCGCUCACUGCCUGCACAGAGGGGUGCACGCGGGGAGAAAUGGCAACAGUGGAGCGGUAGAAGGGAAGGAUACGGGAUGGGAAGGAAGUGGGGGGGAGGGAGGGGGGGAGGAGGAGGAGGAGAAAACGAGGGAAGGCAAGAGGAAUGGAGGGAGAGUAAAGGGGAAAACGAGGAAGAUGGGGGGAAAGAGGGGGGGAGGAUGGGGGGGAGGAGGAGGAAGGGAUGGGGGAGGGGAAAAGGAGGUCCGAGGAGGCGGAUGGCAAGAUGGACUGAGAAGCAAGUUUAGACGUGGGAAACGGGAUUGGGGAACAGGUGAAAGGGAAAAGGAAGCAAGAGUGGACAGGGGAAACGGGAGAAUAGCACAGCUCGGACUGCAGAUGAACAGCACGUGGGCAGCAGCGACAGAGGCGGAGGCGAUGCCAUCUGAUGCCUGCCCCUUCUGCCACGCAGCCAGUCUCCCUCCCUGCACCACUCCUGACCUUGCUGCCCUACACCCCACGUUACCAUGCAGCUGCAGCCGGCGCUUCGGCGGCUGCUGGUGCUGUUGCCUCAACGACUCCUUUGAUUGGGUCUCUCCGACCCCUUGGCUCCUGCGCACCAUGCACCUGCCCUACCUGCACCUGCCCUACCUGCACCUGCCCUACCUGCACCUGCCCUACCUGCACCUGCCCUACCUGCACCUGCCCUACCUGCACCUGCCCUACCUGCACCUGCCCUACCUGCACCUGCCCUUCCUGCACCUGCCCUACCUGCACCUGCCCUACCUGCACCUGCCCUUCCUGCACCUGCCCUUCCUGCACCUGCCCUUCCUGCACCUGCGUCUACCCCUGUCUCGGUUCUCAACUUGUCCCCGUGCUUUCACCCGCCGCUGCCUCCUCGCAUCUGCCCCACCUGCUGCAGCACGUAGCUUCACUGCACCUUAG